Penicillium macrosclerotiorum is the source of this 513-nucleotide messenger RNA. RefSeq lists its product as uncharacterized. The transcript has a single exon. The record is from RefSeq and is a predicted model, not a curated record. Bases 1 to 513 code for a protein of 170 amino acids. Lineage: Eukaryota; Fungi; Ascomycota; Eurotiomycetes; Eurotiales; Aspergillaceae.
AUGCCAUCCUCCACCCCCUCCGCCGGAGCCUCCUCCACCCCCGAUGCCCUCGAAUCCGACCUCCUUACCAAACUUUCUGCUACAUCUGCACUGGAGGAUUUGCAAGAGAACCUGCUCGGCUCGCUCCACCGCAUGGGUUGGACCGAACGGGUCACAAGUCUCGCAACUGAGCUCCUCCGCGCCGGACGCUGCGAGACCUUCGACGAUGUCAUGGAGGCAAUAGUUGCCUCUGCUGAGGGCAGGUCACAUCCCGCGUUGGGCUCCAAAAAUGCAGAACAGAACGGCGACGCCACUCCCAAUGGCUCCAAGGAGUCCAGAUCCAAUGGAACGAAGAAGGGCGGAGGCGGUAGCAGUUCGGAUAAUAAACCAUGGGACCCGCUGAAAUACAUCGAAGAGGUCGACGUGCGUAUUCCUGAAAACGUGGUAGACGAGGGUGUUCGUGGCCUGAAGGACAUACUGCGUGAGAUGGUCGACCUCGAAGAUGAGAAUACCCCAAACGGAGAGAAGAAAUAA